Messenger RNA from Brassica rapa (field mustard), 6518 nucleotides. RefSeq lists its product as uncharacterized. The record is from RefSeq and is a predicted model, not a curated record. NCBI's taxonomy places the organism in Eukaryota, Viridiplantae, Streptophyta, Magnoliopsida, Brassicales, Brassicaceae.
UCAAAUAUUUCUGUGAAAUUUGCUGACGGCGUGCUAAAUUGGCAAGUCAGCGAAAACAUCUAAAUUAAUUAUAAAGUCAAUGAAAAUUUGGUGUUUUUUUGGUCAGUCCAUAAGUUCAUGUUUCUUUUGGCAAUUCGUGCAAAGUUGAGGGUUUUUUUGGCCGAAUUCUCAUUUCGUGCAAACAAUAGUUUGUUAAAUAUUUCACCUAAAAUGUCAUGGAGCAUGCAUAAAUUUUACGAAAUGAGUCUUGUGAUACUUAGCAUAAGACCAAAUCGAAAAGUCUGAAUAACACUCUAUUGUUUAAAGAAAUUGAUGAGUAUAACAAACUCUCUAUUCUGAAUUAAAUUACCUAUCAAAAACUUUUGAUACUUAGAAUAGAUGAGUCUUUUUAUCUUUACGAAAUGAGUCUUAUUCUAAUAUAAAGUGUAGGUUAACUACAAAUUUUCCUUAAACAAUGGUCAAUGCCAUGUUUUGAUGAAUAAUUUGUCUAUUUGUGUUGAUAAAGCAUUUGGUUAAAAAUUCACAAAAGAUAUGUAAAUUGUUUUCUCAUGUAUGUAAUGUUUGUGUUUUGGUCAAUUAUGUAGUUGUGCUUUGGUUGAUUGAAUUAUAUUAUUGUGUUUGAAAUUAUUUGUCAUUGCGGGGAUAGCUCAGUUGGGAGAGCGUCAGACUGAAGAUCUUAAGGUCGUGUGUUCGAUCACGCUCCCCGCAUUGUUGUUUAUUUGUUUUCUUGGAGCAAAAUCAUGACAUGCUCUGGAAGUUACCGUCUCCACUUCCUUGUAAAUAUGUGCUAACAUCAAGUCUCAUGUGUUCUGUGGUUAUAACUCUGAAUCAUCAACUACAACUGCUUUUAGGUUUGUCGUAUUUAUUAGCAAAACCUCCAAAUAUAAAACAUUAAUACUUUGGUUAAUAAUUUAGUUAAACGCUCUUCGAGGGAGAUAUUUAUCAAGUGUGUGAGUUGCAAGUACAUCCUAGAAAACACUAUUUGUUUGAAGAAGGCGGCACUCUGCUCAGAAUCUACAGCGAAACAUGGGAUUUGAAGGAGCUAAAAUGUGUAGCCAAAGGUUCUAUGACAUGUCAGCUUAUACUCGCACUGAACAAAGUAAAAAUGCAGGUGCAGUAGCUAACAUAUAUUUGAUUUGAAAGUUUUGUAACCAGACAGACAAUGCAUCAUAGUUCAUGAAUUGUAUAUCCGCAACUAGGUCUAAGUCAAAGUGUCCACUAUAAGUUUGCAAGCUAUCUCUUUAGUUGAAUCUGUAACGAUUACAACCAUGAUACAAUCAGGGGAGAAUAUACAUGGACAAAGGGCGGGGGAGUUGCCCACCAUGACUUUUAAAAUUUCAACGUAUUUUCUUUAAAUUUUAGUGAAUGCCCCUAUGUAUAUACAAUACUUUGUUAAUAAAUUUUAUGUUUGCUCCGGAACAAAAUAAUUUCUAGAUUCGUCACUGAUUUUAAUUUAGAAUCUCUCAAAACGGAGUCUCUACAAUCCCAUGUAAAUUUGCAGAACUAAUUCCUCACAAUUCACAAACUCUUGGCGUUUUUAUUCUCAACGAUACAAUUCACAGCAUCCCUCUCCCCUAUAAGGCUAUAACCUAUCAGUCCAACAAGGAUGUCCCUUUCAUGGUGUUAUAUAAUAACCAAACAUUUAUUUGAUUCAUUCCCAACUGAUUCGUAUUUUCCAUUCGCAUAUGAUUGCUGGCUUCAGGUAACACACAGAUUAUGGGUAUGAAUGGUGACUAAGGAACGACGAGGAACAAAUGCAUUCCCUAACAUUCCUUAAAAAAAUCAUCAUUCAUAAGGAAUAAUUUUUUCUUCUCAUUCCCUACCAUUCCUUUUUUUGUAGAGAAAUAAAGAGUAAAUUAAUUCCUUGUUAAAUAUGGGAUGGAACAACCAUUCACUUUCAUUCCUUCAAUUAUAUUCCUCUCCAUUCCUUUUCUAUUCGUUCCUCUUGUUUCCAGAAUGGUCACCAGUCGGACCCAUAUAAUACAUACUCAACAAAAUGCAUUUGUCCCUUUUAUUAAUACCGAGAAAUGAUCAUUCUACUCUCUUUUCUAACAUGUAUAUAACUUAUAUUGCUUGGGCUUCCACGAUCCCAACACUUUUGUUUAUUUUUAACAAAUAUUACUUCUUUUUCUUACCUUUAAGAAUAGAAAUAUUCAGAUUAUUAUGCACUUCUGUCUUCAUUACAAAAUUAAUCUUAAUUAAACGAUGCUUAAAUUGGAAAAAUAGUCACACUUUUACUUUGAAACGAAGUAAAAAGAAAACACGUUAAGUGCAAUUGUUGAUGGUGUCACCGCCAAGUUCGUCCAAAGGCACACCCCUUCCCCAACAUGGACCUCAAUAAUCAAUUAACAUCAUAGCCCCUUUAUUAAGCAAGCAUUUGACUUUUUACUCCUAUAAAUCCCCAAUCAAAAUUCAAUUCUCAUCAUCACAAACACAAUCAACUCUCUCUCCUUCUCUACUCAAAAACCAAAAGGAUACAAACAUGGAAAUCUCAAAAACCCUUUUGCUAGUGGUUUCUCUUGUGGCUGCAACUUGUUUCUUGCAAGCCAGGGCAGCUGGAGUUUACUGUAGCAACCCUUACUCUAAAUGUUACCGCAAGUACAUUGAAUGUCCAGAGGAAUGUCCAAGCACAACUGCUAUGAACUCCAAGUACAAAGUUUGCUAUGCCGAUUGUGAUAAACGCCCUUGCACAUCCCAAUGCCGCAUGCGGAAACCGAACUGCAACAGACCUGGAUCAGCUUGUUAUGACCCUAGGUUCAUUGGAGGAGACGGCAUUGUGUUCUACUUCCAUGGAAAGAGCAAUGAAGAAUUCAGCCUCGUCUCUGACUCUGACCUUCAGAUCAAUGGUAGGUUCAUUGGCCACAGACCCGCUGGUCGUGCCAGAGACUUCACAUGGAUCCAAGCUCUCGGGUUCCUCUUCAACUCCCACAAAUUCUCUCUUGAAGCCGCCAAAACCGCUACAUGGGACAACGAAGUCGACCAUCUCAAGUUCACUUUCGAUGGCCAAGACUUAUCUGUCCCGGAAGAAACUCUCUCCACCUGGUACUCACCAAACAAGGACAUCAAGAUCGAGAGAGUGACUUCGAGAAACAGCGUGAUCGUGACAAUCAAAGACAAAGCCGAGAUCAUGGUCAACGUGGUUCCAGUGACGAAAGAAGACGACAGGAUCCACAGCUACAAAGUACCAUCAGAUGACUGCUUUGCACAUCUCGAGGUUCAGUUCAAGUUCUUCAACCUUUCACCAAAGGUCGAUGGAAUCUUGGGACGAACCUACAAACCUGAUUUCCAGAACCCUGCUAAGCCUGGGGUUGCAAUGCCAGUGGUUGGUGGUGAAGACAGCUUCAAGACCUCAUCUCUCCUCUCCAAUGACUGUAAAACUUGCAUUUUCUCUGAAUCACAGACGGAGAUUGAGUCCGUUAAGUCAGAGAUUGAAUAUGCAGCGUUGGAUUGCACCCGUGGAGCGUCUUCUGGAUACGGAAUCGUGUGCAGGAAGUAAGGAAGUCGUAUAAAAACUUUGCUUACAAGAAGAAUAAGGCCAGAGAGCAGUAGCUUCUGCUGGAUAUCUUACAAAGUAAAAUAAUUGUCAUGAAAAGAUGUUAUAUGUACUUGAUAUUUACUACUUUGAAAUGCGUUUUCUAUUGUAUCAUCCACCAUGUAUUCUAUUUUGUAUAAUUGUAUUAACUUAAUCAUUAUUAAUAAUAUAUAUUACUAUUAGAAAUUGCUUAAUUAUCAACAAGUUCAGGUAGAAGAAAGAGACAAAUAUUGUUGAAGAGUUGCAGACGAACGCAUGAUUCAUUAUAACUAAUUCAACAAUAAUCAAUAGCGGGGAUAGCUCAGUUGGGAGAGCGUCAGACUGAAGAUCUGAAGGUCGCGUGUUCGAUCCACGCUCACCGCAUUAUUUAUAUUUUUAUUUGUCGCUUUAACGUGUCAUGCGUGCGGUGCUAGGUGUUCUUCUUCUGUUCUAUAUCGAUUAUGUGCCUCCGAUUUAGUUUUCUGGCAGAACAUGUAUCAUAGCUUAGUUUUAUUGUUGUCAUAUAAAAAAAGAUUUCUAAUCUGUUGGGAGAGCGUGAAGAUUUGAAAGUCGUGUGUUGUUCGAUCCAUGCUCACCGCAUUAUUUUCCUUUUUAUUUAUCACCUAAACGUGUCACCGGUGUGUACUCAAAGUCUAAAACGAAGUAGUUGUCGCCCUGCAGUGAUAAAUAAAUCCAAAGAAUUUACACAAUUAAACAAGCUUGCACGCGGUGCUAAUUGUUCCUCUUCUGUUCUAUAUCGAUUAUGUAUCUCCGAUUUGGUUUUCUGAACCGGCAUAACAUGUAUCAUAGCUUAGUUUUAUUGUUGUCAUAUAUAUAAAAAAAGAUUUCUAAUCUGUUUAGAAAAAAUAAUACUCCCCCUAUAUUACAUAAUAAAUCACAUCCAUUUUAAAAUGUGAAACUAAGUCACGUGAAUGAACUAGUCUUUAACUAUGUGUUUUACUCCAAAGUCUAUUAAAAGCUAAUAAGAAAUACAAAAUUAAAAUCAUGAAACUAUAUAGACAUUAUCAUAAGAAAAAUUUAAAAUUAAAAUAAUAAUUUAGUACUGUAAUCAUUUCAGUGCAAUAAAUAUUUGAUAUCGAAAACAAAUGCGAUCAAAAUAAUUUUGGAGAUACUCAUCUUCGUAGGUUAUUAUCUAAAUUGUUUUGAGUGUUGUAUUAAAUUGAUAUAUAUAUAUAUAUAUAUAUAUAUAUAUAUUUUUUGAUGGCAUUAAAUUGAUAUAUAUAUAAAUAUAUAAUAGCAUAGACUUACGUUAAGGACUUUGGUAUAAAAUCUUUAAACUAAUUUUCAUACAUUUUAGACAAAAUAAUGAAAAAUGAUUUCUUACCUAUUUAUGUAUGAACAUAUGUUUGCAUUUGUUUUUUUCUUUCAAAUUACCCUAUCAAGAUAUAAAUUUUUUUUUUGAAACUGAUGUUGCAGACAGUAAGGAUAUUAUUUUUUCAUUAUUUCUUUGGGCUAACUAAUUUUGUUAACAUUAAUCGAUAUGACGAAGAAAAUAAUAUUUACAAUAUUUUCUAAUUAAAUUAUUUUAUAUAAAUUUAUAUAUUGAAAAUAAUGUUUCCAUUGUCAAUGUAACAAUUACUCACGAGUUUAAUUUGUGAUUUUUGUAAGAAACAUAUUUCAUUCAAAAUUUUAAAUUGGAAGAAUAGUUUUAUUUUUAUCGUAUCUUGAUACAUUAUGAAUUAUUAUAGAGGAUGAUAUAUUCCUAUCUUUGAUCCAAUCUUUUAACCAACUAUAUUGUUAUUUUCCCUUAUAAUAGCAACACACACAUGUGACAAAUUGCAUAAUUUUACAUGGAACGUGAAAACUUGUACAUCACUUCUAUCAGUUUUUUAUAGUAAAAUCAUUGAUAAGUAUUUAUAUUAUACAAAAAAUCAGGUAACAUAUAUAUAAUUAGUGGCAUAACCUAAAAUAAAUAACUAAAGAGUAUUGUAAUAUUUAAUCUUAUAUUAGACUAAAAAAACGUCUACACUUUUGGUUCUACUUAUAUAUACAAUUAAUUUCAUACCUAAGAUCUUUUAUACAUAAUAAUCAGGAUACUAUUUUUUAAUAUUCGUUAUGAUAAUUAUAUAUGUGUGUAUAACUAAUUUUAUUUCUUAUGUAACCAGUAAAUAGAAAGCAAAUAUAAGUUUUAGAAUAAAAUAACCGGGUAGUUGAGAAUUUUGGUAAAUAAGGAGAUAAAUAUGAAACAACUCUUUGAUUGAUUAAUGUAUCAAAUGCAAAGUACAAGAAAGAAGAAAUUAGCCAUAAUCAAUUAAUAUAUGCUAAAUAUCUAAUUCUUGUUCUUAAUCUUUUCUCUCUUUCUCUUUUUCUUUUGUAGUUGUGUUUCCCCUUCCUCUCUUGUAUAAUUGAAUUUAAUGUAUACUAUAUUAGAUAAUAUUGAUCUGAUAAAAACUAAAAGGUGUUCAACUGCAAGAUAAAGUUAACAACAAUUCUUGAAAAUGAUAUCCUAAGUAUUCUAUUAUUUAAUAGAAAAUUAUCUCGACAACCAACUGAAAACAACAUAAUCAUAGCCUUUUCGCUAGCAGCAAACAAAUUCGUACACGAUAAAAUUCUUUUUUUUUUACACGAUAAAAUUUUAGAUGUACAAAACAUACCAACCUUAUUAUUACGUGUAUAUGAAAACUUGCUUGACCUACAAUAUACUUAUUUUAAUUUUCUAUUUCUCUUAUUGUGUAUUACAUUAUAUAAUUUUUCUAAUUUGACCAAUAUUUUUUUUGAGUUUACACAAAUUAACUUCAGUUCGAUGAUGCUUUCAUAUACCACUGGUAACAUAGUCUUACAUCAUAAAAUAAAUAUAACAUCUAAUAAUAUUAUUUUAUUACUUAAUUUUGUUUUUUGAAAUACAACAACAGAUGUCAGAAAAACAUUUUCCAAUUAACUGAAAGCUCAUAGCUCCACAAAACCUCUCGCAUUUGUCUUCGUCGUGAUUACAUGCUUUGUAACAUUUUUUAUACUCAUGCUUAACUCCAAAAUCUAUUCAAAAUAA